GCCACUUUUAGUUGAUACAUUCUCGUUGUUUUUAGAUUUAAUAAUCUUGAACUAUGGAAGCAUUGUAAUGGACACCAUUCGGCAAAAGGCUGAUUUCAUUUCAUCUAUAGCGGAAAUUUACUUAAAAACCUUUUGAGGUUAUUGCCACAACAAUUACAAUCAGAAACGAAAGAUACAAAUACCGAGAAAAACAACGCCACGGGUUUAUAAGGAAUCUUUUCUGAUAUCCUAAGUGGUUUAAGGUUUAACAAAGAUUAAGUAGUGGGAUUUUGUUCCAGUGACAUUUUCGCUAAAACAUGAAUAUUAUUUUGGUGGGAAUCUUUUUUAUUACCUUUUUCUUCUAUUUAAUUAAUCAAAUAAAAAGGCCAUCAAAAUUUCCUCCAGGACCGAUAUGGUUUCCGAUCGUAGGCAAUCAAGUCCAGCUACGAAUAUUGUCCAAGUCAUUAGGCGGACUACACUUGGCUUUAUCAUACCUGUCCCAAAAAUACAAAACUGGAGUCUUGGGUUUGAAACUUGGAAAAGAGUACAUAGUUUCAGUAUCAGGGUAUCCCCUGAUUAAAGAAGUAUUUACUCGCGAGGAGUUCGAAGGUAGACCCGAGAAUUUUUUUUUUAAGAUGCGUAGCUUUGGACGACUUAAAAGUGGUAUUACAGGUACUGAUGGAAUUGGUUGGAGCGUCCAUCGAAGCUUCGUUUUGCGCCAUUUUUGCAGCAUGGGUUUCGGAAAAACACCAAUGGACGCUAUGGUGAAGAAUGAGAUUGAGGAGGUUUUACAAAUUCUAAAAAAUAGUAGAUCGAAUAUUCGCUUAUCGAAACUUUUUGCGCCGGCUAUUUUGAAUAUUUUAUGGACUUUGGUAGCUGGGAAGAGAAUUGCCAGAGAUGAUUUGUUUCUGGACGAAAUGUUGGAUCUACUCUCAAAAAGAGGAAAGAUGUUUAAUGUUACCGGAGGUGUUUUAAAUCAGUUUCCUUGGAUAAGGUAUAUUGCCCCAAAGUGGAGCGGAUUUCGUUUAAUAGAAUACAUUAACGGUAAAUUGAAGAAGAUGAUAUCAACUACUAUUGAAGAGCACCAUGACACUUGGGAGGAAGGACGAGAUGAUGAUCUGAUUUACUCAUAUAUUUCUGAAAUCAAGAAAUCGAAGAAUAAUCCAAUUUUUUGUGAUGAGGAGCUUGUGGUUGUAUGCUUUGAUAUGUUUAUUGCUGGAUCUCAGAUUACAAGUGGCAGUUUGGACUUAUUAUUUUUCAUGAUGACUCAGUAUCCAGAAGUGCAAAAAAAAGUUCAAGAAGAAAUUGAUACAAAAAUAGGACGAGAAUCAUACAUAGAAUAUGCAGAUGUUAAAAGGCUACCGUACACUUAUGCUGUAUUAAUGGAAGUUCUAAGAUACUCUCAUGUAGCACCAAUUGCAGGCCCGAGACGAGUGAUGAGAGAUACUACACUAGAAGGGUAUUUUCUACCAAAGGGAACGACCGUUCUAUUAGAUUUUCAUACAAUGCACUAUACGCAGGAGAAAUGGAGCAGUCCGGAAACUUUCAAACCUGAAAGAUUUUUGAAUGAAAAGGGAGAAUUCUCUACACCUGAAAACUUUUUACCAUUUGGUUUAGGUAGACGAAGAUGUUUGGGGGAGGUCUUGGCAAAACACUGUUUAUUUUAUUUCUUUGUGGAAGUCAUGAGAAAGUACAGUGUGGUAAUGGCACCUGAGUCGGAAGCUAUCAGUCAUCUUCUCCUGGGAAUAACACUAACUCCUGAAAACUACAAGGCAACAUUUUUGGAACGUUGAAUUUGGCUUUGUUGAAAUUUCGAUAGCUCUAUUCGCAUGAUAUUUUUCAUUUUAAUGCUUAUUAGACUUUUUUGUUCAGGUAUAUAUGCAUGUCUUAAUAACUUAUGUUAAUGUUUCCUAGUACUGAAAAUUGGUGACAGAAUCUAAUUAGAAAUAUUUUCUGAGUCGAGAAUAAAUCAAAAUACUCAAUCCAAACCAACGGAAAUUUGAAGUAUAGUUAACACAACUAUUAAUAAUAAAAAAAAAUAGUCAAACUGCUUUAGAGAUAUGCAAUGACAUAUUUGUAAAUCAUUUUGCCAAACACUGUUCCACUGCUACAAUUAAAAAAAAUAUAAAAAUUCUGACCAUCUAAUUAAACCCACAAUGUCCUCUUGACUCUCCAACCUCAAAUUCACUUUCUAUUGAUUAUACAUCUCCUCAAGAUGUCCUUGAUAUCAUCAAACGUCUUAAAAAGAAUUAUAUUAUUCAUCUGGUCCUGGUAGCACCACGAGUAAACUAUUGACUUACGUUAGCGAAGAAAUUGUAGGUGAAUUCAGUAAUCUUAUCAAUAGGUCUCCAAAAACUGGUGUGUUUCCUUACAACUUCAAAACUUCUUUUGUUUAUCCAGUUUAUAAAAGCCAGGAUCGACAUAAAUCUGAAAAUUGUUGACCAAUCUCUGAAUUAAAUACUUUCUUUACUAAGUAAGAAAAAAGCAUUUUCACCGACAAGCAGCAAGGUAGGUCUAGAUGUAGAAAGUGCCACUGUGCCAUUUUUUACAGCAUA
This is a messenger RNA of Zophobas morio, 2534 nucleotides long. Its product is annotated as probable cytochrome P450 305a1. Gene Ontology annotation, cellular component: intracellular membrane-bounded organelle; cytoplasm. Bases 297 to 1772 code for a protein of 491 amino acids. Lineage: Eukaryota; Metazoa; Arthropoda; Insecta; Coleoptera; Tenebrionidae. Gene Ontology annotation, biological process: xenobiotic metabolic process. The transcript is spliced from 8 exons. The record is from RefSeq and is a predicted model, not a curated record. Gene Ontology annotation, molecular function: oxidoreductase activity, acting on paired donors, with incorporation or reduction of molecular oxygen, reduced flavin or flavoprotein as one donor, and incorporation of one atom of oxygen; heme binding; iron ion binding.